Molecule: messenger RNA, 2391 nt
Organism: Diplodia corticola
Lineage: Eukaryota; Fungi; Ascomycota; Dothideomycetes; Botryosphaeriales; Botryosphaeriaceae
Product: ubiquitin thiolesterase
Exons: 4
Coding region: 1-2391 (796 amino acids)
Biological process (GO): protein deubiquitination
Molecular function (GO): zinc ion binding; protein binding; cysteine-type deubiquitinase activity
Source: RefSeq, a predicted model, not a curated record
AUGGCUUGUCUGCACGUCAACGCUCCUGAGCUUCGCGCCCCGGGCCCUAGCCAGUCGGUCUACCGCGAGGACUGCACCCAGUGCUUUGACUCCAUUGACAAUCCCUCUGGCCUCGAUGUCUGCCUCUACUGCUUCAACGGCGGUUGCACAGGCGACCGCAACCAUUCCCGCCUCCACUAUGAGUCCCGCAAGCACCCUCUCGUGCUCAACAUUCGCCGCACUCGCAAGAAGGUCAAACGGGACGAGCCGCCCCAGAAAAUGACGAAGCUCGCCAUCGCCGCCGAAACCGAAGAGGACCGCUACGAUACCACGACACGCGUCAAGUGUUUCGAGUGUGGUGUGGAUGACAUCGACAAGACCGCGGGCAAGCUGCUCGACGUGGUCGACGCUGUGUUGAAGGCGAAUACUUUUGCGCGUCAGGAGGAGGUCAAGGCUUGGGAGCAGGAGAUGAUCCCUUGCGAGCAUACUCUAUGUUUGGAGCAGGAGCCUGCCAAGAAGAUCGAGUCGCAAGACUUGGGCCAUUGCUCCAUGUGCGAUCUCAAGGAGAACCUCUGGUUGUGCUUGACCUGCGGCAAUCUUGGCUGUGGGCGUGCGCAGUACGGCGGCGUUGGUGGAAACUCUCAUGGUCUGGCACACAGCGACGCCACCACCCAUCCGGUGGCGGUCAAGCUUGGCUCUCUGACGGCCGAUGGCACCGCCGACAUUUACUGCUACACCUGCAACGAGGAGCGCGUCGACCCGGAGCUGACUGCCCACCUGUCACACUGGGGUAUCAAUAUCGCAGAUCGGCAGAAGACGGAAAAGAGCUUGACGGAGAUGCAGAUUGAGCAGAAUCUUCGGUGGGAAUUUUCCAUGACCACCGAGGAUGGCAAGGAAUUGAAGCCCAUUUUCGGUCCUGGUUUUACGGGGCUCAAGAAUCUCGGAAACAGCUGCUACCUUGCUAGUGUCUUGCAGGCUCUGUUCGCAAUCCCCGAGUUCCAGGACCGCUACUACCAUCCCAAGGAUACGCCUGCUCCGGCAAACGAUCCUGCGCAGGACUUGGAGACCCAGCUGUGCAAGAUUGCAGACGGUCUGCUCUCUGGUCGUUACUCGAAGCCCGAUAGCGAUGUUAUCGCGUCAGAAGACACUCCGGAAGUGCCGCACCAGAAGGGUCUUGCACCUGCAAUGUUCAAGCAUCUUAUCGGACGGGGCCAUGCUGAGUUCUCUACUAUGAGGCAACAGGACUCCUUCGAGCUGCUGCUCCAUCUCUUGAAAUUGGUCUCCCGCACCCCUCACCCUGCGCCCCUCAAGGAUCCCGUGGAUGCCUUCCGUUUCGUCAUGGAGCAAAAGUUACAGUGCUUGAACUGCAAGAAAGUGCGUUACAGGACGGAUGAAAUGGAAAACAUCUCCAUCCCGGUUCCUAUUAGGAGGAUCGCCAAGGACGACAAGAUGGAAGUUACGGAUGCGAAGGGCAAAGAAGUUGAGAAGGAAGAGUUUGAGCCCGUCACGCUGAAGGAGUGCCUGGACAUCUUCACUGCUUCUGAGGUUGUUGAGCUUACGUGCGCUGCGUGCAGCAGCAAAGACGGGUUUACGAAGCAGAGCUUGUUCAAGACAUUCCCCUCGGUGCUUGCAGUCAACGCGCGCCGCUUCGAGCUUGUCAACUGGGUUCCGACGAAGCUGGAUGUCCCAGUAGUCAUUGGGGAUGAGGCUAUCCCCUUCGACGCGUAUAAGUCACGCGGACUCCAGGAUGACGAGGAGCAGCUACCGGAGGAUGCGGAUGCCGAUACUUCGAGCAAGUUUGUUCCGAACGAGGCUGCUUUGGGAAUGCUUGAGGCGAUGGGCUUCCCUCGGAUACGGUGCGAGAAGGCGUUGCACGCCACGGGCAAUGCUGAUCCUGAAGCUGCGUCGAACUGGCUGUUCGGGCACAUGGAAGAUCCGGAUAUCGACACGCCAGUGGACCUGAGUGGUGGAAGCGGUGGCGCAGCCGGAGCGGGAGCGGUCGACCCAGAAAAAAUAGAGUCAUUGGGCGCCAUGGGAUUUUCGGCCCCACAGGCACGUCAAGCGCUCAAGGAGACGGGUGGAGACAUGGAGCGGGCGGUCGACUGGCUCUUCAACCAUCCCGAAGCGACUGGUGACUUCGGUGAGGACGAGGAUGCCGCAGUCGCGGCCCCGAAGGAGGAGAAGACGGAACCUGGCUCGGGCUCGCUGCCUGCCAACUUCCAGUUGCAAUCGAUUGUCUGCCACAAGGGCAGCUCGAUCCACGCAGGGCACUAUGUUGCGUUCAUUCGGAAGCAAAUCCCAGGCGAAGACAAGCCAUCUUGGGUGCUGUUCAACGACGAGAAGGUGGCCAAGGCCGGGGACAUCGACGAGAUGAAGAAGUUUGCGUAUGUUUACUUUUUCAGGCGCGUGUGA